UGGUCCUCACAGACACCAGCGGUCACCUUUUAGAUACUUGCCUACUUCAAGUCUGUCUUUUCCUAAUGGGAAAUAAUUUACACAUCGCCUCAGCCAGAAUUUUCUACCCCUUCUUCACUCCUCACUAAUUUUACCCUUACCCUUCGAAGGGAACAUGCCAUAUUCUACUUGUAUUAUACUUAUUGCCUCGUUUAUUAGAAUGCAAACAACCUGGGGCAGUUUCUAAGCCAGUUUUCCUUUUACCAGCGAACCUUGACCGGAUGAGGUUUGCAGUUAAGUGAGUGAGCGAUUUUGUAAAUGUUACUCAAGAGUUAAGUGCUGGAGAAGGUCAAGGCAUUACCUUUCUUCCCGUUUUCCUUGGCUUGUUUAGUUUCUAGAGAGACGCUGUGUAGAAACUGGGAAUACAGUGGCAAAGAAUAAUCAAACUAGUCCGGAGUGCCAACGCAUUCCCAUAAUCCUCACUAAUUGGGAAACUGAGCAGGGGCGUCACUUGAGCCAAGGAGUUCGGGCUCAGCCUGGGCAACAUAAUGGAGACCCCCAUAUUAAAAAAGUGAUGAAGAAGAACUCUAACCACGUUUCCUGCGUUUGUUGAGGCAAUACACGUAUUUCUACACCACAAAUAAUCCCGUUGGAUAAUCAUGAUGAAGUCCUAGAAGGAUACAUACUUAACUGCUAUGCUGGUAUUAAAGAAAUGAUGAACUAUAAAGUAGGAGUUUGGUAUAAGAAAGACAGCCCUGAGGAACCUUUUGAAGUUACCACCAUAAGAAGCAACCAUGCCUGCAGAAGUAGGGAAGACAGAUAUGGAGAAGAUUGGCCUCUUCAGUGAGAUGGGAUAUACUACUAUUGGUGAUAAAUAUGUAUCACCAUUUAAUCGACCCUUUAAUGAAGCUGCAAGCAAAAAUAGACAGAUGUUACCUGGGGGAUCCAAAGUGAUGUCAAAUCUCCAGGCAGGCUAUUUUGAUUCCCAGUUUGCAAGGAUUUUUGAAGGAGAAGGCUAUGUAAACAUGAAUCAAGUGAGGAGGCAGUAUAUGAUGGAAGAAGCCAAAAAAAAUCUAAGCAAAGCCUUCCUCCCUAGCAGUGGAGAGAAAAAGCUGUGUGGAUUUGGAAGCUACUAUGGAACAAUAGGUGGCCCAGUGCCAUUCUUCAGUGCAGAGUUAAAACCCAGGGACAAAUAUGAGGCACCUGGAAAGAAUUUAUACACAAACCCAGGGAAGAAAGGAACAGGAUAUGGCUAUGCAAAUGUUACCAUAGGCAAACAAUUUUCACAUUCUGCUGAUUUCUAUGAUGAAGCAAAUUUGAAUUAUAAGAAAGCAAGUGAACAACAUCGUCGUUUACUGAAAGGGACACCUUUCAAGUUAAAUCUUUAUCCAAGGGAAUAUUUUGACACUAAUCCUUAUUUCUCUGAUAAACCUUUACCUCCAAUUAAAAUUGAAGAGAAGAAAAAAGUACUUCCAAAUCCUUUCAAACCCUCUUCUCCUGGUAAAAAGGCUGGUGGAAUGAAGGCUGGGACCUUUGAAGCUUACCCAUCACAUUCUGCUGACCCUUAUGUGGUUAAAUUGGAAAAGGAGAUUUCCAGGAAAGAUGCUAAGAUUUUCCAUCCAUCAGGUGGACCAAAAAGCAGACCAGUUGAAAGUAUAAUGGCUCUGAAUGUCAGAAGAGCGCUGAAUAGGAAGAACUACAAGACCGCUUCAGUCCAGUCAUAUUAGUGUCUGAAAAACCAGUGUCUUUCUAGAUCCUACCUACCAAUAACUCAUAAUCAAGAGAUGAUUAUUUGAAAAAGAUUUAGAAGUUUGUGGAACAGACAGCCCAUACAUUUAAAAGAAAUUUAAAACUACAACUGUGAUUUUUCUUUCUGACUUUAGCAUUGCUUCUUUAUUAAUAUUGUUUGCUAAUAAUAUGUGAUUGCUGACUUACGGUUUUAAAUCUAUGUUUCUAAGCACAAUAUAAUGUUUAGACAUUUUAUAAAAUUUUAAAAUGUGUCCUGUCAUUUAAAAGCUUUUAUUCCUAAUGUUAAAACAUUGCAGAGUCAGUGUGGGGUGGGGUAGGUACGGGGAGACGGUGGAAGCUGGAGCCAGGGUAGAAAUUACAUAGCAAAUUCUUGUAGUAUGUUCUCAGAGGUAUGUAUUUGAAAAAUGUCUUGAUAGUUAUCUAAGGGUCAUAGCCUAUCAAAAUACUCAACAUCAGAGAUAAAUAUUAAAUCCAUUUAUACUGCAUGAUUCAUGUUUAUAUACAUUACUGUACCGAGGCAAAUGUUUAAAUAUACAUGGUAUCAUGCCUUCUUUUUAUAACUUAUGCAAAUAAUCAGAUCAUUUACCCAGUGGUCCCUGACAUGAGUUGAGGAAGAUGGGAUGCACUUGUUGCUUCAUUAUCUAUGACUGCGAACGAGCACUGUCUCUGGUGUCCCCUAAUGCUCUUCUCCAGCUGUCCGGAAGACAGCAUCCCGCCUCAGUGCCCUCCUUGAAUUGCCACAUUCUCACUUCUCCAUCACCUGCCAGUACUCUGUUAAAAAUGUCUGUUCCUAAAUUAUAUAUUACUGGGGCUGGACAUUUAGCUCAGUGGUCCUGCUGCCUGCCUCACAAGCAUAAGGUCCUGAGUUCAAUCCCU
Molecule: messenger RNA, 2604 nt
Organism: Fukomys damarensis (Damara mole-rat)
Lineage: Eukaryota; Metazoa; Chordata; Mammalia; Rodentia; Bathyergidae
Gene: Cfap96
Product: chromosome unknown C4orf47 homolog
Exons: 8
Coding region: 774-1706 (310 amino acids)
Cellular component (GO): centrosome
Source: RefSeq, a predicted model, not a curated record